UUUUGGCGCAAUAUUCGCGGUAAAUAAAAUGAACAAGAAGGAACACACAUUAAGGGUUGGGGUCGGUGUUGGGGUAUUUAUAACUAGUCCUGAUCAUCCAGGAUGUGUCCUGAUUGGUAAAAGGAAAGGAUCAUCGGGUAGUGGAACAUAUGGUCUACCUGGAGGACAUUUAGAAUUCAGUGAAGAAUGGCAUGAUUGUGCAUCACGAGAAACAUUAGAAGAAACUGGAUUAUGUAUCACAAACAUAUCAUUUGGUACAGUGGUUAACUCAGUUUUGAAGGAAGAGGAUUACCACUAUAUAACAAUAUUUAUGAAGGCUGAGGUGGAUAGAAAGAGUCAAGUAACAGAACCUAUGAACAAAGAACCAGAAAAAUGUGAAGGAUGGGGUUGGUGUGAAUGGCAUUCCAGUACUUUUCCAUCUCCACUUUUUGAUCCAUUGAAAAAAGCAAGACAACAAGGCUAUGAUCCUUUUGAAGAUGAUAUGUAUGGUCAUAAAAACUCUUCUUUAUUCAAGAAAUGUGAAACAAAGUAAUGAUGAACUAAUGUGCAAAAAUGAUAGAACUUUGUUUAUUGCACUCCAACAUCAGCUACAACUAUGUUAUCCAUACAUAAAGAUAAAAUAUAAAAUAGACAGUCAUUGCUUAAUGGUCUUUGUCAAUUGAUUAAUUAAAAUAAUGACAAAUUAGUCUUUAGUUGAUGUCAUCCCGCCAUAUGGAAGAUGUGUAAGAUCUACAUCUUGGCCUGUAAUGUUGGACAUUUCUCUGGACAACAGUUCAUGGAGAGAUACCUGGUCACGCUUGUAAACCCAUUUAUUACCAACAAAAUCAUAUCUUUUAGGCCCACUGUUGGUAAAAACCAGAGUUAAAUAGUGCAUAUUGCCAUAUAAUAUUUGUAUGAAAAAAAUAAUUUCCUUUAUAAUUGUAUAAUUGUUGCUCAAAAAUUAAAAAUUUGAAACCUGUCUUUCCCUACCUUUUGGGAGAUGACAGCCAAA
Actinia tenebrosa (Australian red waratah sea anemone) is the source of this 991-nucleotide messenger RNA. Its product is annotated as nucleotide triphosphate diphosphatase NUDT15. Gene Ontology annotation, cellular component: cytosol. Gene Ontology annotation, molecular function: 8-oxo-7,8-dihydrodeoxyguanosine triphosphate pyrophosphatase activity. The record is from RefSeq and is a predicted model, not a curated record. Gene Ontology annotation, biological process: dGTP catabolic process. Lineage: Eukaryota; Metazoa; Cnidaria; Anthozoa; Actiniaria; Actiniidae.